This is a messenger RNA of Brassica napus (rape), 1698 nucleotides long. RefSeq lists its product as uncharacterized. The coding region runs from base 1 to 1698 and encodes 565 amino acids. Gene Ontology annotation, biological process: DNA integration. The transcript has 3 exons. Gene Ontology annotation, molecular function: nucleic acid binding; RNA-DNA hybrid ribonuclease activity. The record is from RefSeq and is a predicted model, not a curated record. Lineage: Eukaryota; Viridiplantae; Streptophyta; Magnoliopsida; Brassicales; Brassicaceae.
AUGCCCUUCGGGCUAAAGAACGCCGGCGCGACUUAUCAGCGACUCGUCAACCGAAUGUUCGCUGAUCAGCUUGGCAACACCAUGGAAGUGUACAUCGACGACAUGUUAGUCAAAUCGCUCAAGGCCGACGAUCACCUAAGCAACUUACGCGACUACUUCAAGAUCUUGAACGACUACGGGAUGAAGCUAAACCCGGCCAAGUGUACCUUCGGUGUCACUUCGGGAGAAUUCCUCGGCUACAUUGUCACUCAACGAGGAAUCGAGGCUAACCCCAAGCAGAUCUCGGCGAUCCUCGACCUUCCAAGCCCAAAGAAUAGCCGCGAAGUACAACGACUAACCGGAAGCAUAGCAGCUCUCAACAGGUUCAUCUUGCGAUCAACUUAUAAGUGUCUUCCCUUCUACGAGCUACUAAGGGGCAAUAAGAGGUUCGUCUGGGACGAAAAGUGCGAGGAGAAUACUAACCAGUCAGAACGGUUGACUAAAUGGGCGAUGGAGCUGAGCGAACAUGACAUCGUGUACAAGAAUCACACAGCAGCAAAGUCACAGGUACUUGCCGAAUUCUUGAUCGAGUUAACACCAGAACUGGAGCAAGACCUCAUCCUACCAAGUUUAAACUGGAUCUUACACGUCGACGGUUCAUCUACGAGUAAAGGGUCGGGGGCAGGAAUGCAACUGCAAUCACCAACAGGAGAACUCAUCCGGCAGUCAUUCAGUUUUGGUUUUUCGGCGUCAAACAACGAAGCUGAGUACGAGUCUCUCAUCGCAGGGCUCCGUCUCGUCAAGGCAGUGAAGGCCAAAAGAAUCAGCGCUUACUGCGACUUUCAACUUGUCGUAAGCCAGUGCCUCGGCGAUUACGACGUCCGCAACGAAUGGAUGGACGCCUACCUCAAACUCGCGGAACAGACUGCGAUCGCAGCAGCGAUUAGCGAAGCGAUGGACAUCGACGAAGCAGAACCUCCUUCGCAGGAUGAUCAGCCAACAGACUGGCGCAAAGAACUCAUCGAUUACCUCGCUGAAGGUUUAUUGCCCACCGAGAAAUGGGACGCGCGGCGACUGAAGCGACGUAGCGCACACUACGUUGUCAUGGACGGGGAACUACACCGAUGGACCGCGACGAAGGUGCUACUCAAAUGUAUCUCUGGCGAAGAAACGAGACUAGUCAUGGCCGAAACACAUGAAGGAGCAGCAGGCAAUCACUCGGGCGGACGAGCUCUCUCAUUAAAAGUAAAGAAUCUCGGAUUCUACUGGCCAACCAUGAAUGCCGACUGCGAGACAUACGUGCGCAAGUGCGACAAAUGCCAGCGUCACGCUUCCACCUUACACAGCCCAACGGAGUUCCUUCAUACCCUAACUGCUCCAUACCCAUUCAUGCGAUGGGGAAUGGACAUCAUAGGUCCGAUGCCGGCAUCUCGCCAAAAGAAGUUCAUCCUGGUCCUCACAGAUUACUUCACCAAAUGGGUUGAAGCCGAAGCCUACGCCAGCAUCACCGACAAGGAGGUGCAAAACUUCAUCUGGAAGAACAUAAUCUGCCGACAUGGGCUCCCAUACGAGAUCAUUACAGACAACGGUUCACAAUUCAUCUCGCAUUAUUUCAAGGGAUUCUGCGACAGAUGGCGAAUUCGACUCAACAUGUCGACCCCGAGUAACGGCCAAGCCGAUUCGACGAACAAGACCAUCAUCGACGGUCUGAAAAAAUGA